UAAGUAAAGCGUAAAUAAAAUUAAAAGAAGAAAUACGAAGAUUCAUUUAUUUACCAGCUAGUUUGAGUGCAGCUGAAAAACAAGCCCAUCUAAUUCAAGAACUUUUCCCGUGUUUUGACAUGGCUGAGCCACGCAUCCCAGUGUCCCCUUCUGUAGCCCAUAACCCGAUGGUGCCCGCCCCAGAGGGCCCAACGCUUGAGAUGGACCCGAUGGAGUUCACCCUCCGCAAGCGUCUGCCUCGCAAACUGCCCAAACGACGGAACGACGUCUACGUCAACAUGAAAACAGACUUCAAGGCCCAGCUGGCGAGGUGUCAGAAGCUUCUGGACGCUCAUAGGGAAAUCUGCAUCCACGGUCUGGGACUGGCCAUCAACCGGGCCAUAAAUAUCGCCCUGCAGCUCCAGACGUCCAGCCAGGGUGCUCUGCAGCUGGCGGCCAACACGUCCACCGUAGAGCUCAUAGAUGACCUGGAGCCCGAUGACCCGGAUGAGUCGGCGGAGCCGCUCACACGCACCCGUAAUAACUCCGCAAUACACAUCAAGGUGUUUUAUCCCAACCCAUAGAGCCAGUAUAAGUAUUAACACAACAAAUGACAACCUCAAAGACUUCAUAAACAUUCAUGCAAUGUUCGUGUUAUGUGUGAGUGGUUUAAAGGUGAUGUCUGUUUUAUUUUGCAUGACUCUGUUCUGGUUCGGCCUGAAGCUUAUUUAAUUUCUGUGGUGUUCUUGAAUGUUUCAUUUGAGCAACAAUGUAGAAAGGAAAUGUGCCGUAUCAUAUAUUUUUCCCACCUUCAGAAUUAUAUGUCAGAUUAUGUAUUUGUUUUCUCAUGUGUAGUGAAAAUGUAACCAAAAGAUCACGCAUCAGUUGUGUUUCAAAGCUCAGUUAAAUGGAAAGUAAAAAGACAUUGUUAGA
This is a messenger RNA of Carassius carassius (crucian carp), 912 nucleotides long. RefSeq names its product ribonuclease P protein subunit p20-like. The transcript has 2 exons. Gene Ontology annotation, biological process: tRNA 5'-leader removal. Lineage: Eukaryota; Metazoa; Chordata; Actinopteri; Cypriniformes; Cyprinidae. The record is from RefSeq and is a predicted model, not a curated record. Gene Ontology annotation, molecular function: nucleic acid binding. The coding region runs from base 120 to 563 and encodes 147 amino acids. Gene Ontology annotation, cellular component: nucleus; ribonuclease MRP complex; nucleolar ribonuclease P complex.